UUCUGUUCAGUUGUGUUGUUGUAACAUCGGAGCAAACAGAGCCGAUUAAUAUCGAAGCAGAUUAAUAUCGAAAGUUACACUCAAGAAUUGCAUAGCAAGAUGGUUUUAUUAGGACACAUGAGAAAUAUAUUACCGGCCGUGCAACAGACACUUAGGCAAAGGCAUUUCCACACGAGCACAGUAGUCAGCAAAACGCAAUCCGGACGCUACAAAGUCACAAUCAACAAGGACAGGCCACUGACGUAUGAAAUGGCAAAUCCGCCUCAUUAUCUCGCUCACAGAAAAUCCUGGAAUUCUUGGAACACCUCAAAUAUAAAGGAUGGCAACAGACCAUCUGAGACAGCCAUAGAAGAUAUGUUCAUUCGACAGUUCAUGACGGGGACGUGGCACAACUUAUUCGCGAGUGAAGUCAUCAUUAAGCGGCAACACAACAUUAUUAGGAUAGCUGGAAUUAUUACUCGUGCUAUAAUGCCUUACAAGAUAUAUUUCUUAACUGGCUAUACCGAGGAACUCCUGAGUUAUUGGCUUCAGUGUCCGGUUAAAGUGGAGUUGGUCACGAUUGAUAAUAAAAAAGAAGUGAUAUUUAAGUAUAUAUAGAAACCAGUAUAUGUAAAUAUAAUAAUAAAUUAGAUUUCUGUUAACAAACCAGACUUUACAAUGUUCAUGUUUUACCAUCAAUUC
Temnothorax curvispinosus is the source of this 681-nucleotide messenger RNA. It is a transcript of the gene mRpS24, whose product is annotated as 28S ribosomal protein S24, mitochondrial. Lineage: Eukaryota; Metazoa; Arthropoda; Insecta; Hymenoptera; Formicidae. Bases 100 to 597 code for a protein of 165 amino acids. The transcript has 3 exons. Gene Ontology annotation, biological process: translation. Gene Ontology annotation, cellular component: mitochondrion. The record is from RefSeq and is a predicted model, not a curated record.